AUGAGAACUACCCAUUUGCUUUACCUUCUUUUCUCUGCUGGCAUUCAGCUGCCUAAGACCUAUGCGGCCGAGGUGACAGUGAACCCUUACGUCAACCCCGAAACGAUUGGAACUUUCAACAUCUCCAGUUUGAAUAGCUCUGACCCGCGCUAUUCUGCCUUCCUCACCCGCCAGGAGGCCGAGCGAUUGCCAAAUCGCACAACUCAGGUUCGUCAUGGCUCAGGCCAGCGGAAAAUGAGCAUCGGCCGAGAAAUCGAUUUCACUACCAAGGCCAAUGGCACCGAGCAUGGAAUCGACUCCUUCAUGUAUCACUUUGGUAUUUCCGGUGUCAUGAUUGUCAAAGACGGCGCUAUACGGCUGGAAAGAUACCAGUACGGCAAUGCUCCGUCUUUUAAAAAUGUUGUCCAAUCUGUUACCAAGUCCUUCCUGAGCAUGAUCUUGGGAGUAGCGGUCAAGCAGGGCAAGGUCAAGAUGCAAGACCGGGCGUCGAAAUACAUCCCAGAACUUGCCGGAUUCCCGUUCGGUGCUGUAUCCCUCGAAGCCCUUUCUGACAUGACGUCCGGGCUGGCCGAGCCUACUGGGCCUGACGCUCCGGACCUCUUCGCCGACGUCUACUAUCGCACAAACGUGGACGCCGUACUCGACUACACCAAGAAUUUCACCAAGGUCGCGAACCCAGGCAAGGUGUUCCUAUAUGCGGACAUAAAUUACUACGUCUUGUCUUUCGCUCUUCAGCGAGCUCUCGGGGAACCCAUAGAGGACAUGGUCACCAGGUACAUCUGGGACCCAGCAGGGAUGAAGUACGAUGGGUAUAUGCGAACUACUGCUGCACAUCAGGUCGAUGGUCAUGGAGGCCUCGCUAUUACGCUUCAAGACAUGGCUCGGUUUGGUCUCUUCGUCCUGGACAACCUCAAUGGUGUAGGUGGUCCUAAAGUUCCACGAGGCUGGUUUAACGCCAUUGCUGUCGGUAGCACAAGCACCGGCGUACGUGCCCCUGGCGCUAUUGCAGUGGUUCCGGCCUCGGGAUAUCAGACUGGCUGGUGGACAAUGCCACGCGGAGGGAAGAAGUAUCAGAUUGGCGAUGACGAUGGCUUUGCCGCCCUGGGCACAUAUGACCAGGCCAUAUAUGUCAUCCCUAAAAUGAACAUGACUGUUGUCUUGCAGUCUAGCUUCCCGGUGCAUUACCCAGAUCUGUUCUACUACGGACAGCAGUUUGUAACAUCGGCUAGCUUAGCAUUGAAAAGGAAGCACUAG
Fusarium vanettenii 77-13-4 is the source of this 1254-nucleotide messenger RNA. RefSeq lists its product as uncharacterized. Lineage: Eukaryota; Fungi; Ascomycota; Sordariomycetes; Hypocreales; Nectriaceae. The record is from RefSeq and is a predicted model, not a curated record. The transcript has a single exon. Bases 1 to 1254 code for a protein of 417 amino acids.